AUGAAUUUACCUGCAUCUAAAGCGCAGAUGCUCGCUCUUAACACGCAGCCCGAUGAAGCAUUUUUCGACGUUUAACUUACGAUUGAUGGUUCGUAGGUUGACCGGCGCCGAAAGCCUCGUUGCGGAUGCUUUGGGUCCGUGACCAUAACGAGCAAGAAUAUAUAAAUGAGCAGGGCCGCCAGACGAACUAUUAUCGAACAUCUGAUACGGACUGUUCGUGCGCAGAAGUGAAACUAGGCGAAGGAGAGACAGUUGUGCAAUUCAGAAAAAACCGCAGCUUGGGAGAAUAGAGGAACAUGGAGUUUGGGUCACGCAGGCAUCGCAUGCUCCUGGUGUGUUCGAUGCUGUUGCUGGAGGUUGGAGAACUGGCUCUGUCGCAGCAGCAGAGGAUCGACAAUCACAAUCAUAUACUUCCUCCAUUCUACCUGGAUUGGCUUGCCGAACAAGGCUAUGAUGCGGGUAGGAUCCCUGCAUGGAAUGCUUCGAUGCAUUUAGAAGCAAUGGCAUCGAUAGGGACUAUGAUGUCCAUCGUUUCGAUCACAACUCCGGGAGUAAGCCCAAUGGCCAACACCUCGGUGAACGCUUCUCGCGAAAUGGCCAGAAAACUAAACGACUACGCCUAUAAUGAACUAGUGCUAAAGUAUCCAGGAAAGUUCAACUUUUGGGCCACAAUGACACUGCCAGACAUCGAAGGCUCGAUUGCAGAAGCCAGGUAUGCCUUGCAGGAGCUCAAUGCAGCUGGCGUGUUUCUGGAAGGGAACAAAAAAGGCGUCUACUUGGGCGAUCCGUCACUCGAUCCUUUCUUCGAGGUUCUCAACGAGAUGAGCGCUGUAGUCUUCGUCCACCCCAACAAUUUGCCCAACACGAGUCCUGUUCCAGGACUUGUGGCGGCAGUGGUGGACUAUACUCUCGAUACCACACGCGCGGCUGUCAACCUUGUAUUCACGAACACCACGCAGAAGUAUCCCAACAUCACGUACAUCUUCUCGCACGCCGGCGGCUCUUUGCCCUUCCUGGCUUACAGAGCAGCCUUCACCGCCCCGUACUACUCCGAGACCGUGAUGGUCGACGAAUUCAAGAAAUAUUACUAUGACACGGCGCUUGCCAGCACUCCGUCCUCGCUGCCCACGAUUCUCGAAUUCGCGACUGCGGACCGCAUGACAUUCGGAACGGACUGGCCCUACGUGACCUUCGCAGGAUCCAAAUUCUACACGGACACCAUCGACGCUUACCCGCUGAGCCAAGCGGAUCGAGAGCUCAUUUAUUUAAACAAUUCCAGGUCAAUUUUCAAGCACCUGAGCGCACCGCAGUGACUGUAAUAAUCUUCCUGCUCACUCACUUCCGUGAGUGGAGGGCGAGCGAAGGAAUCAUCGUCAGAAUCAAUUUUGUUUCCUCCCUGAUUUCUGUUGUGAACCGUCUAUCAGCUCAGACGAGAGGUGAUUUUGCCCCACGCGAGUCCACGCCAGUCCAAACCCGAUAAUAACUCAAUUCUUCCACAGAGUCCUCGGCGAUUGUAGUGCAUUGUUAGCGCAAUUGUUGCACUGUACCUUCUCGACGAUUUCGGUGCUUUCGUUAGAUGGACUUCUGUCCAUGGAUUGUGACUUGAUACUCACUGAGGAAAAAUAAUUCCCAGUCAUCAUCAAUCCCUUCAUUUUUUAUGACUUUCAGGGACAGCUCAAGAAAUUACAAUAUUACGGUCAGGUUCAUUGAAACAGCAUCUAGAUCAGAUUCAAUAUCAAUUUAUAAAUGAAACUUAUCAUAAAAGUUAUGAUACUAACUUAUGAAGUUAAUAAAGAUGAUUACAUUACAAAAUUCACAUUUCAAUUUGUGAUGGAGUUACAUAUGACUCUUGCAAACAUAUAAUGAUCCAAA
This is a messenger RNA of Marchantia polymorpha subsp. ruderalis, 1872 nucleotides long. The record is from the annotation of a GenBank genome assembly. NCBI's taxonomy places the organism in Eukaryota, Viridiplantae, Streptophyta, Marchantiopsida, Marchantiales, Marchantiaceae.